This is a messenger RNA of Phaedon cochleariae (mustard beetle), 489 nucleotides long. The record is from the annotation of a GenBank genome assembly. NCBI's taxonomy places the organism in Eukaryota, Metazoa, Arthropoda, Insecta, Coleoptera, Chrysomelidae.
AUGAGAUACAUUGCGACCAUUUCCCAUCGCAGGAAAAUAGAAAAUCAUCAGUGGAGGAUCGAGAGUCCGCAUCUGGAAUGCAUUCGGUUCCUGGAAAGGCUUGUUAUGGCUAAUAAAGAGGACGUCGGGACAUUACAGAUGACCGGAGACGUGCCUGGAACGUUUGGCAACGUUCCAGCCACAUUCGAAGUCCAGAAUUUGCGCCUGGUGCGGAUUCGUAUGGAAACUUUAGUUUUCGAACAUUUUCGGAAGCGUCGGGAGAUAAAUCAGGAUGGGGUGAUGCUGUUGUCGGGGUUCUCCCAAAUGGUGUACAAGGAGCUGAAGGAGGCCUUUUUGAAGCUGAUACCGCAGCCGGAAUUGGAAGAAGACAAGGAAGAGAUGUCUUUGACUCUGACGAAUAACAUGAAAAUGGCUAUCGGAGUGUAUCACGCCGAUCCUGGUGAGGAUAUGGCGAGGGCGAGGGAUAUGGGGAAGAUGACCACAGGAUGA